CCUGUUCCGGAGUUCAGAUGGGCGCGCUGAGCGCCGGGCACUGAGAAACCUUGUCCGCAUGUGCUUAGUCUGGCUUGGCAUACCUUUUAUAAGCCUCCCAAGCCUCAAACCUAACCGCUGAUUCAUAAUCCUCUCUAAGCACCAAGGCUUUUCGACAUUCAGGAGAAUUCCACUUCAAGUGCGCCAUCCCAGUCUUCCGACGUUCUAUUGUUAUCUUCAUUUUUAGGUAUCUUAGGACCUGCUUAAUGGUGCCUUUCCCUCAAGAAAUUAUCGACGCGAUCAUCGAUGAAGUGCGGGAUAGCUCCUCGUCCCCCUACCGCCACAGCAAUCUAUCCUGCUGCUCCCUUGUUUGCCAUUCUUUCCUACCUCGAUGCAGAAAGCACCUAUUUUCCUCUAUCACUUUGACCUCCGACAGGCAACACUCGUGGAAUAAAUUCCAUGAUCGUAUCUUCAAGCUUUCUCCCGAGAUCAUGUCGAUGAUCCUCUCCGUUACAUUGAGUUCGGGAGAUGAGCAUGAUGGCGAAGAGGAGAUCCUAUACACUCUUCUCGCAGCUAUGCACAAUCUCCGGCACGUCAAACUGACCUCCGGUUUUCAAGGAAAUGCAGCUCUCAGUGCGUUGAAAUGCCAUACAGAUACCAUCAUAUCGCUCCGGUUCACAGAUGUUACAUUCUGGGACUCUGAGGCAUUUCUCGACUUCAUUGCUGCGUUUCCUAACCUUCGCACCCUCGCGAUUAAAGAUUUGGAUUAUAAAAAAAGAGCCCUUGACAAGGUUUUGGGAGGUCAACGCGAGAGCCUCAAAAAUCUGGAGACAUUCUAUUUCCACGCGUCUAGCUACACACGAAUGACUUCAUUUCGGGAGCUAGUCGAUGAGGGAGAUAUUGUUCCUUCCCGCUCUUUGCGUCGGUGCGGCGUUAGUUUGUGGGACAGGGAUGACAUCUUGAGAGCGAAAACGAUUUUGAAUGACUCAUUCAAAGCACUUGAUGAACUUCAUUUGAUUUACAAUACCCAAAUAAACUUUUGCGAUAUCCUCGAUAUCUUCGAUUUCAACCUCCUUGAUCUCCCGCGCCUUUCUAUCACAACUUUCCUACCGCCAAACUUUCAAUACACAGACGUAGACGAAUUCGAGCAAGGAGUUGCGAGAUGUGUUCUGGAUGAACAGCUCGCACUCGAGGAGCUCACUCUGCGCGUCUAUCCCAAGGAGAACUGCGCCACUCAUAACCUAUGGAAAUUUUUGGACGCAUCGCUUUCUGGUCCCCGUUUUCCACAAUUUCGUCAUCUGACGAUCGAGUUGAUCCACUCUGAUCGUGGCCUUACGAAUGACGGGAUGAUGCGGACUAUCGGGAGGCAGUUUGUAGCGUUGAAUGAGAGGGGCGGCGUCCAGAUUAGUUGCCGCGGCUCUCUAUCUGACUUCAAUGAUUCGGUUUGAUAUAUAUUUUGGCUCAACGCUAGCCAUUCUUGCAACUCUCUUCGGAGGCUGUAUUCUGAUAAAAACUAUGUUGCAUUCGGGAUUACAUUUGACGCAAGAUGAGACAAGCUAUGAUGCCCUUAGACCUGAACGUUAACCUUCAAACAUGCCAAAUAAGACUAGAUUCCGUGUAUUGCUAACUUUAACAUGCGG
This is a messenger RNA of Desarmillaria tabescens, 1619 nucleotides long. RefSeq lists its product as uncharacterized. Lineage: Eukaryota; Fungi; Basidiomycota; Agaricomycetes; Agaricales; Physalacriaceae. The coding region runs from base 246 to 1427 and encodes 393 amino acids. The record is from RefSeq and is a predicted model, not a curated record. The transcript is spliced from 2 exons.